This is a messenger RNA of Zootoca vivipara (common lizard), 1149 nucleotides long. It is a transcript of the gene OPRK1, whose product is annotated as opioid receptor kappa 1. Lineage: Eukaryota; Metazoa; Chordata; Lepidosauria; Squamata; Lacertidae. The record is from RefSeq and is a predicted model, not a curated record. Gene Ontology annotation, molecular function: neuropeptide binding; dynorphin receptor activity. Gene Ontology annotation, biological process: sensory perception of pain; G protein-coupled opioid receptor signaling pathway; neuropeptide signaling pathway. Gene Ontology annotation, cellular component: plasma membrane; neuron projection.
AUGGAAUCCCCAGUGUAUAUUUUUCGUGAGGAGCCGGGCCCUACCUGCUCCCCAGGAUCUUGCCCACUACCUAGCAGCAGCAGCAGCAGCUGGCUUGCGGACUGGGCAGAAUAUGGCAACAAUAGUAGUGGCACUUAUGAGGACUUACAGCAGAAUGACACCAACAUCUCCCCGGCUAUUCCCAUAAUCAUCACUGCAGUCUACUCCAUGGUCUUUGUGGUGGGCUUGGUUGGCAACUCUUUGGUCAUGUUCGUCAUCAUAAGGUACACAAAGAUGAAGACAGCAACCAAUAUCUACAUUUUUAAUCUGGCUCUAGCAGAUGCCCUAGUAACCACCACAAUGCCUUUCCAAAGUACUGAGUACUUAAUGAACUCGUGGCCAUUUGGGGAUGUGCUGUGUAAAAUAGUUAUUUCCAUUGACUACUAUAACAUGUUUACCAGCAUAUUCACGCUGACCAUGAUGAGUGUUGAUCGAUACAUUGCUGUGUGCCACCCGGUGAAGGCUCUAGACUUCCGUACUCCCCUGAAGGCAAAGAUCAUCAACAUAUGUAUCUGGCUCUUAUCUUCAUCAGUUGGCAUAUCGGCCAUCGUCCUUGGAGGUACCAAAGUCAGGGAGGACACAGGUAGUACCGAGUGCUCUUUGCAGUUUCCAGAUGAAGAUUAUGCCUGGUGGGACACCUUUAUGAAAAUCUGUGUCUUUGUCUUUGCAUUUGUUAUCCCGGUGCUAAUCAUAGUCAUUUGCUAUACUCUGAUGAUUCUGCGCUUGAAGAGUGUGCGGCUCCUCUCUGGAUCUCGAGAGAAAGACCGAAACCUCCGCCGCAUCACUCGACUUGUUCUUGUCGUGGUUGCCGUUUUCAUUAUCUGCUGGACCCCAAUCCACAUUUUCGUCUUGGUCGAGGCCCUUGGGGACGUGUCACACAGCACUGCGGCCAUUUCCAGCUAUUAUUUCUGCAUAGCUUUGGGCUACACCAAUAGCAGCCUAAAUCCCAUCCUGUAUGCUUUCCUGGAUGAAAACUUCAAACGGUGUUUCAAAGAUUUCUGCUUUCCUUUUAAGAUGAAGACAGACAGACAAAGCACCAGCAGAGUCAGAAACACCAUUCAAGAUCCUGCUUAUUCCAGGGAGGCUGAUGGUAUAAACAAGCCAGUAUGA